Molecule: messenger RNA, 2043 nt
Organism: Adineta ricciae
Lineage: Eukaryota; Metazoa; Rotifera; Eurotatoria; Adinetida; Adinetidae
Source: the annotation of a GenBank genome assembly
AUGAAGUUCGGUGUUCAUCUAUUAGCAAAUUUGACACCGGAAUGGAAUCGUCAGUAUAUUCAAUAUGAAUAUUUGAAAGAUUUUCUUGACAAAGCGAUACAUCAGUCAGUGAUUUUGAAUGAAAAGUCACGAUUAGAAGAAUAUUUUUGUCAUGUUGAUGAAGAAUUUUUCCAAUUUUGUGAAAAGGAAGUGACAAAGAUCAAUACAUUUUUUGCUGAAAAGCUGGCAGAAGCAAUGAGACGAUUUACAACAUUGAAAGAUGAAAUCGACUAUCGAAAAUUGAUUUACGGAGAAAAUUGUUCGAAUGACAAAUGUUCAGUUUCAUUUAUUCAUAAAACUAAUCGAAUUGGUAUUUCAAAUGGUGAAGCAAAGUUGAUGAAACAGAUGAGUCGUUUCGUUCCUGAUCGACUAUUUCAAGAUAAAAGAAGACUUUCAAGUGUCAAAACAUUGAAAUUGGCAUUUAGAUUUGUGAAGAUACUGAAAAAACACGAUAAAUUAUUUCAAACAACGCGUGGUGAACAAUUCAGGAAAUCUCAUAUUGAAACAGCAGCAUUUUAUACAUCAACGAAAGUAACCGAGCUCAUUCGUGAUGUGGAAAAAAUUUACACGAACGAACUUGAAUCAGGAGAUCGAACACGUGCGAUGAAACGUCUUCGUGUCCCGCCAUUAGAAGAAACACAAUCAGCAUCAGUGACAUUUCGCCUAGGCAUUUUCAUCGGAAUUCUCGGUGUUUUAAUCCCGUUAUUGAUAAUUUUAAUCAUCAUCUUGAGAAAAAGUCAAAGUGGCGCAGUCGUACGUUGGCGCGAUGGGUUUCAUCUAUAUCGUUCAUCAUUUUUGAUAAUCCUUCAAAUAAUCUUAACUGGAAUCAAUGUUUAUGGUUGGUCAUCGUCAGGUGUCAAUCAUAUUCUUAUCUUCGAAAUCGAUCCGCGAAAUCAUCUAACAUAUCAACAACUACUCGAAAUUGGAACAUGUUUGUGCGUUCUUUGGUCAUUUAGUUUUAUCGCCUUUCUCAUCACAUCUUAUUUGGACUAUUAUCCAUUCGUUCAUCCACUAAUCUUCGUAAUCUUUCUCUUCGUGUUCUUCUUCAAUCCAUUUCCAAUACUUUAUCAUUCCGCACGUUGUUGGUUAAUGAAAACCUUGGUGUUAGUCUUUACCGCUGCAUUCCAUCCGAUACGUUUUGCGGAUAAUUGGCUUUGUAAUCAAUUGACAUCACUCGAAUUAGCGUUUUACGAUUGCGAAUAUUAUUUUUGUUUUUAUUUUUCCAAUUCCGACUGGUGGAAAACAAAUUUAAUUGCGUCAUCAUUACCCUCAGGAAUCUUUUGUACAGGCUGGACAAAAUUCCUUCUUCAAGCCUUUCUUCUCGCGAUUCCAUCAUCGCUCCGUUUCACUCAAUGCGUUCGUCGAUAUUAUGACACAAAAGCAAAGUAUCCUCAUCUUCUUAACGCAGGUAAAUACGCCAUGGGCUUUACCGUUGCCAUUACAAAUUCGCUUCGACGCGCAAGUAUGUCAUUAAAUGAAACUUAUUCAACAAAUCCGAAAACGAAUCCAUUUAUUUACCUAUGGAUUAUAACUGCACUGAUUAAUUCGACGUAUAAAUUGAUCUGGGAUGUGAAAAUGGACUGGGGAUUAUUUCAUAAGAAUGCAGGGGAAAAUCGAUUUCUACGCGAUCAUAUUAUAUACUCGUCGAAGAAUUAUUAUUAUUAUGGAAUUGUUCAAGAUUUGUUUCUGAGAUACUCGUGGACGAUAAAUAUUUUCAUACAAUUCCAUACGGAAGCAGCGGAGUAUGCAGAUGUGAUUGGCUUUGUGUUUGGUUUGUUGGAAUUGAUUCGGAGAUUUUCGUGGAAUUUUUUUCGAUUGGAAAAUGAACAUUUGAAUAAUUGUGGACGAUAUCGAGCGAUUCGAGAUAUUUCGAUAAAACCAAUUUCAACAGAUAUCGAUUUCAUGGCAGUGAAUCAGAAAUCCAAUAUUCGAUUUCGAAGAAAGAAAGACGAAAAGGAACUGAUCAAUGAAAAUGAGGAAAAUUUAAAGAAAGUUACGAAAUAA